Messenger RNA from Cannabis sativa, 1853 nucleotides. RefSeq names its product pyruvate dehydrogenase E1 component subunit beta-3, chloroplastic. Gene Ontology annotation, molecular function: pyruvate dehydrogenase (acetyl-transferring) activity. Bases 313 to 1539 code for a protein of 408 amino acids. Lineage: Eukaryota; Viridiplantae; Streptophyta; Magnoliopsida; Rosales; Cannabaceae. The record is from RefSeq and is a predicted model, not a curated record. The transcript has 4 exons. Gene Ontology annotation, biological process: pyruvate decarboxylation to acetyl-CoA.
AGAGAGAGAGAGAGAUGGAGGCGAUGGAAACUAUGUGAGAAAGCUUUUGUUAAUAUGUGGCAGCUAAGGGCUUUCUCUCUCCUUCUCUCUGUAUCGACUUUCUCUCUCCUCUUCCCAUUCUUCUUCUUCUUCUUCAAUUAAAUCGCCUAAAAGCUAAGUGGAGCAACGUGAAUAAAUCCACAACACCCAUUUCUUGCUUCCUCAGUUUCUCCGUCCUCUCUUUCUCUCUCUAUAUCUAUAUAUAUAUUGUUAUAUAAAUAUACAGAGAGAGUUCAGUUUGGUUGCUCUGCUCUGCUCAAUUCCCAUUUCGAAAUGGCAACCAUUUUUCAGGGUAUUGGUGCUGCCACGGCUUUAUCAGCUACCUCAAAGUCUAACACUUUGGAUUCGACAAAAUUCCAUCUCCAAUCUCGUAGAUCUCUCUCAGAGAGGAAAGCUAGCUUCUUUUGUGUCAGAUCCCAGCUGAACUCUGGUUUGAAUCCGAAAGCUCGACGGGCUGAUCACCUUGUUAUGAACGCUGUUGCUACCAAGACAGAUAACUCUGCGGCUUCGACAGCAUCGAAACCAGGCCAUGAACUUCUACUUUUUGAAGCCUUAAGAGAAGGUUUGGAUGAAGAAAUGGAAAGGGAUGCUACUGUUUGCGUUAUGGGCGAAGAUGUUGGGCACUAUGGAGGUUCUUACAAGGUGACUAAAGGUAUGGCUGAAAAGUAUGGGGAUCUCAGGGUUCUUGACACCCCUAUUGCUGAGAAUUCCUUUACAGGUAUGGGAAUUGGAGCUGCCAUGACUGGUCUGCGACCAGUUGUUGAAGGUAUGAACAUGGGAUUUCUGCUCCUGGCUUUUAACCAGAUCUCUAACAACUGUGGUAUGCUUCAUUACACAUCUGGUGGUCAGUUCAAGAUACCAAUAGUUAUUCGAGGACCUGGUGGAGUGGGUAGGCAGCUUGGGGCUGAGCACUCGCAGCGUUUGGAGUCCUAUUUUCAAUCUAUUCCUGGAAUUCAAAUGGUUGCAUGCUCGACCCCAUAUAAUGCUAAGGGCUUAAUGAAAGCCGCUAUUAGAAGUGAGAACCCAGUGAUUCUCUUUGAGCACGUGUUGCUUUACAAUCUCAAGGAAAGAAUUCCAGAUGAAGAAUAUAUCUGUAAUCUCGAAGAAGCUGAAAUGGUAAGGCCUGGAGAGCAUGUCACCAUACUAACAUACUCCCGAAUGAGGUAUCACGUGAUGCAGGCUGCGAAAACUUUGGUAAACAAGGGUUAUGAUCCCGAAGUGAUUGAUAUCAGGUCAUUGAAGCCAUUCGAUCUUCACACAAUCGGUAACUCUGUGAAGAAGACACACCGCGUGCUGAUUGUAGAGGAAUGCAUGAGAACUGGUGGCAUUGGUGCCAGCUUAACAACAGCAAUCAACGAAAACUUCCACGAUUAUCUGGACGCCCCAAUUAUUUGUCUGUCUUCGCAGGAUGUUCCAACCCCAUAUGCCGGGUCACUAGAGGAAUGGACUGUGGUUCAGCCUGCCCAAAUCGUCACUGCAGUCGAACAACUCUGUCAGUAAUUUGAAGCACCCGAAAUGAGCAUAAAAUGGUUCCCACCUGAGAAACUUUCAGCUUAAAGUUAUGAAUUUUUUGUUGUAAUUGAGUUCAGGUAUUAGUUAUUUGGUGGUGUUAUAAGAACUAGUAACUACUACUUAUGGUGUCUAAGGUUUCCUUCCUACGUUGGUUUUGCUUUCUUUUUUGUUUUCUUUUUUUGGUUUAGUUAAAUGAAAUGUAAGGCUCAGUCCCUUGGCCAAGGAAGAGUGAAAUCACCAUUUUAUUAGAACGACAAACUAACUACUACUUGUUGCGUUCAACUAAAACGACUUUGAAGCUA